Eriocheir sinensis (Chinese mitten crab) is the source of this 1442-nucleotide messenger RNA. RefSeq names its product AP-2 complex subunit sigma (gene AP-2sigma). The record is from RefSeq and is a predicted model, not a curated record. Gene Ontology annotation, biological process: intracellular protein transport; clathrin-dependent endocytosis. Gene Ontology annotation, cellular component: intracellular membrane-bounded organelle; membrane coat; AP-2 adaptor complex. Bases 96 to 524 code for a protein of 142 amino acids. Gene Ontology annotation, molecular function: clathrin-cargo adaptor activity. The transcript has 4 exons. Lineage: Eukaryota; Metazoa; Arthropoda; Malacostraca; Decapoda; Varunidae.
UAGCUUUAAGAGAGAUAUAAGGGAGGAGGAGGAGGAGGAGGCUGUGGGGGCGGGGCGCACGGCAGCCUCCAUAACAGACCCGCCAGGCAGUCAACAUGAUCCGGUUCAUCCUCAUCCAGAACCGGGCGGGCAAGACGCGGCUGGCCAAGUGGUACAUGAACUUUGAUGACGACGAGAAGCAGAAGCUGAUUGAGGAGGUGCAUGCGGUAGUGACGGUGCGCGACGCCAAACACACCAACUUUGUGGAGUUCCGUAACUUCAAGAUUGUCUACCGUCGGUAUGCCGGGCUGUACUUCUGCAUCUGUGUUGACAUAGCGGACAACAACCUGGCGUACCUGGAGGCCAUUCACAACUUCGUGGAGGUGCUCAACGAGUACUUCCACAACGUGUGCGAGCUCGACCUGGUGUUCAACUUCUACAAGGCCUACAGCGUGGUGGACGAGAUGUUCCUGGCGGGGGAGAUCCGGGAGACCAGCCAAACGAAGGUACUCAAGCAGCUCCUUAUGCUCAACUCGUUAGAAUAAAGGGGUGCCCUCCACCGACCCCACACACAAACAGCUGGCUCGGGCAACCUGCAAGAGAGAGAGUGAGAGUGAGAGAGAUAAAAAGAGAGAGAAAGAGAAGGCCAAAAGAUCAAGGUAGCAUGGGAUAAAAGUACUUCUCCCCUUCCUCCCCUCCUCCCCCACCUUCGGGUUGUGUAUAUAUGUACUGUAAGACAUCCACGGCCUCUCCAGCGCUGACUGAUGGCCUGGGGGAGUGGUGCCCAGUGCCCAGCUGUCCUGCAGAGCUGCCUGUCUAUGUAUAUUUAGCGUAUGUAAAGUAUUAGAGAGGAAUGCUAGUGGUGAGUGUUGGCGCUCACACAACGAGUCUCAUAACAUAACAGUCCAUCAGUCAGUCAGUCACUCAGUUAGUCAGUCAGUCAGUCGUUCAGUCAGCCAGUCAAUCAUUCAGGGCCAUACAGUUAAAUGCCACCACCACUACCACCUCCAGUUUUAUAUACACACACGCACACACACACUCACAUGCACAUGCACACACACACACACAUGCGCACACACACGCACACGUUAGGCAGCAGAGGAGGGGCUCAUCCAUGCUAUUGUUUUCAUGCCAUAAUUUUAUUUCAUGCAUACGUAAACUCAGGUCCCUUGGCUGGCCUGGUCACUGGUGGUGUGUCUGGCCUGGCAAUGCACAGAACUUAUAUUUUACUCAUAAUUAAUAUAAUUCUUACCGGUCUGAAACUAUCUGUGAAAGGGUAAGAUAUAUUUCUUCCUCUCUUUUUCUUCUCAUACUCAUUUUUUUGUUUUUGUAACAUGGCAGACUCAUCAUGUGAAUAAUGUUGUUCCUCCUAACUUCCUCUCCCUCUGGUGUUCUUCCUCCUUGGUAGCCGCAAGGUCUGUCACGAUGCCAUUCCCUUAAGAGGCACACAGUGUGGUGGCCAA